ACCUCGGCGAAACACAGUGUUAGUAGCGAGUCCCAUUAUCCGUUUAUGUGUUAGCACUGGACUUAAUGAGUGUAUCAGUAGUAGAGCUAGUUUAGCUAGCAAGUUAACGCUACUAGAGGGGCUACAUCUGAAAGCGCCACGAUUCUUUUCUGCACGAUGCAGUUUAUAGGAAAACUAGCCGAGGAGAACUAGCGAAGGUAACGUUAGCCAACUUGGGCUAACUAGUCGUUCACAAGGAAAAAAAACAGGAAAUUCGCGUUUAGAUUGUAGUGGACUUCUUUGGUGAUUUAUAGAAAGUGUGUGAGAUAAUAUGUGGAUUUCACGGGUGCAACAGUCUGCAGUUUGGUGUCUCAAGCGUUAAUGUUUUAUAUUUAGCCCCGAGAGCUAACGGUAAGUUAGUUUGCUAGCCCGCUAAACAGCAAGCUAGCUUCGCUUGGAAGUUGCUCCAUGCUAACGUUUAGCUUGCUCCCCAGCUCCAUGAACCAACCGGGCUCCCAAACAUGUUUUGGGAGUUUAAAUCGUAAAGUUUAGGGUCGUCCUGCUGCACACUAUUGAUAACUCAAGCAGCUGUAACGGCGUCUAGUCUCUAGUUUAACAGCAUCCAACUUUGUGGAGUCGCGGCGGCUGAUUAGCCGGGAUGUUGGGAUUUGAGCGAUUCUCGUCGGUGCCCACAUUCUGCUGCAGAGGAGAGAGCACCAGGAUGAGGAGCCUGUAGGCACCCGCCGUAGUAUGGCCGCGUCCCGUUCCUCACGCGUCACAAGGUCGUCAGUGGGGCUCAAUGGAUUGGAUGAGAACUUUUGUGGUCGAACCCUCAGGAACCGCAGCAUUGCCCAGCCGGAGGAGACCUCGGUGCCUCCGCUACCAAGGGCCCGCUCGCCCAAGAAGAAGCAGGAGUCGAAGCAGGACGCCAAGCAGGAAUCGAAGCAGGACGCCAAGCAUGAAUCGAAGCAGGACAGCAAGCAGGACAGCAAGCAAGACACCAAACAAGACGUUAAGCAGGAUGCUAAACAGGACACGAAGCAGGACACGAAGCAGGACACGAAGCAGGACACGAAGCAGGACACGAAGCAGGACCCGAAGCAGGACCCGAAGCAGGACACGAAGCAGGACACGAAGCAGGACGCUCAGCAGGACGGCCAGCAGCAGGCCGCGUUGAAGGGAAAGGUAACUGAGUCUUCUUCAGCUGAGGCGGAGCAAUGGACCGGCUCCAGGAAACGGGGUGUGUCCUGUUUAGAAAAAGACAUUAGUCCUGAGAAGUCCGAGAACUGUGAUCGUGGGAAGAGCGCGCGGGAUGCCUGUCCUCAAAUCAAAAGGGCCAAGCGGUGCUCCCGCUCCGGAGAGUCUCAGGGACACGAGGAGGACCCAGAGCCUCUGAAACCCGAAAGUCCAGUCCCAGAGCCUAGCAAUGAUAACAGUUGUGAAGAAUUCCCCAGCCAAAACUCUGCGAACACGGCUCCUGCCUCACCUGUCCGCAGUAAAGAGGAAGGUGAGCCGACGGGGCCGGAGGCAGAGGAUGGUCAUGUGGAGUGUGACGGGGCGGCUCAGCCCCCGAACGCUCACAAGGCCUCUAACGGACUCAGAGAGAAUAAAGCAGAGGAAGCUAGCACACUAACUGAAGAGCCGAGUGCAAACUCCACCUCUGCCACCAGCUGCCCGUCGCUGCUCAACGGCAGUCAGACGGGGGCCCCCUCGUCCCCUGACCCCGCUGUGCCUUGUAGAAACUCUGUCCCUGUGCAGAUGGAGGUCUCUGGCUCAGGGGAAUCACCGGCCUCGUCGGAGGCUGUUCCAGAGGAUCCUGUCCCUGAGUUGAUAGUGGCUAAGGAGCAGGAGGUGGAGGAGGUGGAGGUCGACGUGGUGGGCGACUCGUUGUGUCUCGCCCACGAGGAGCAGGUGACGGAGAGCGAGAACGACACCAACGGUCGGCCGCUAACUCCACUGCAGGACGCUGCUGCCUCCACCUCCUCCACAAACAUGAACAGUAGUCCAAUCAACAACAACUCAGGAGAAACUACACCCCCACUAGCAACAACCCCCUCCCCCACAGAGCCAGGGUGCACCCCCUCCAUAUCCAGCACGCCCCCCUCUUUCACAGAGCUCUACGAACACAGAUACACCCUGCGGACUUCACCCAGGAGGGCCGCCACUGGUGGCAAGGCCUCCUCCUCCAAGCUCAGCUCUCCUCCCAGAGACAAUGGUCCCUUGAGGGAAGAGGGGGAGGUGGUGGUUGGGCUGGAGGAGGACUGCCCUGUGGUGGAGGAGCCUGCCCCCUCAGACUCUGUCGGCCCCUCCAGCGAGGAGCCGGUCUCCGUGGAUCCCGCAGACAGGGCAGGUGGUGAGGACAGUGUGCCUGUGGAGGGCAAAGAGGCUGAGAGCGGCAAGGAGCUGACACAGAGCCAGGCUGCAGAGGAGGAGGAGGAAGAGGAGGAGCCAGACGUGUAUUACUUUGAGUCGGACCACCUGGCUCUUAAACACAACAAAGAUUAUCAGAGGCUGCUGCAGACCAUCAGUGUUCUCGAGGCCCAGCGCACGCAGGCCAUCCUGGACCUGGAGACGUUGGCGCGUCACCAGAGGGAGGCACUCAGCGAUCCCAUCAGCUUCGUGGAGCAGCUGCAGAAACGGGUUAAUUUGGGCUUGCCGCGUCCUCAGCGAGUCGUCCAGCUCCCUGACAUUGGGUGGGAGCAGUACACCUCAGGCCUCGGGGACUUUGAGAGAGAGUUCUGCGACAAGAAACGCAAAACCAGGCGGUUAAAGCUGAUCUUUGACCAAGGUUUGCCUGCUCGACCAAAAAGUCCCGUGGAGCCCAAGAAGGAGGGCGAAUCCUCCACCAUGUACUCCUCGCUGCCCACUAGUGAUGCUCCAGAGAAUGGCAGGCAAACACAGAUGAUCAGAGGGAGGAUUUGUCACCCAAACAAGUCUGACACGUUUAACCAGCUGUGGACUGUGGAGGAACAGAAAAAACUAGAGCAGCUUCUUGUGAAGUUCCCUCCUGAGGAAGUCGAGUCCAGAAGAUGGCAGAAGAUUGCUGAUGAACUCGGCAACCGAACAGCAAAACAGGUUGCCAGUAGGGUUCAAAAGUACUUCAUCAAACUGACAAAAGCUGGUAUCCCUGUCCCUGGAAGAACACCCAACCUGUGCAUGUACACGAAAAAGGCAUCCAGUAAGAGGCAGCACCACCUCAACAAGCACCUGUACCGGCCGUCUACUUUCCUGACCUCCUAUGAGCCUCCGGUCUACAUGGAUGAAGAUGACGAACGCUCGGCGUAUUACAGCGGCGUGCAGGACCCCUCUGCUGACGACUCGGAUGAGGAGGUGAUACCUGUGGAGCUGAGAAAUCUGCCAGAGUACAAAGAGCUUUUGGAGCUGAAGCGACUGAAAAAACAGACGCUCCAGGAGAUCCACGAGGACAAGGCUGCGGUGCGGCACGUCGGCUACAAGUGUGACGUCUGCGGCAUGGAGCCCAUCCAGGGAGUGCGGUGGCACUGUCAGGAUUGUCCGCAAGACAACUCGGUUGAUUUCUGCUCAAACUGCUCCGACUGCUUGUUCAAGACAGAGACCCACAAGCCGAACCACCACCUGGAGCCGGUGCACCAGCCGGACACCUUUCUGGACAGGGACUACUGCCUGCCGCAGAGCGCAGGCUACAACUACCUGGACCCAAACUACUUUCCAGCCAACAGAUGACAGGGUCCCUCUGGCUCCGGGCUCGCUCCACAUAUCCCACAGGCCACUCUGUGCAUGGCUCCAUCCUCCAAGUCCAAGAUAACCGCUUAACCCGCCGCCAGGCAGGAAGGCCAGCAAGGCAGGCAAACAGCCAGGGGCCUCAGAGCAGACCACCGCGCUGCUGGUUGAGGGGGAGGGGCUGUUGGUAAACUGGCCUCCCUGACUCAAGCAAAGGGCGGCCAUGUUGGUUCCUCAGAUCAAGGGGGUCCUGCUCCAUCUCGGCCAGGUUAAUCAACGGAUCUGUGAUUUGAAACGACACACUAUUUUUAAAAAAAACAAACAAACAGAAGGCACACCGACAUUCCCGAGCUCUGUGACUCCAGGAGGGCUGUCCCCCUUUCCCCCCUUCCCCCUCCUCAUCGUCGCCCUCCAGUUUACCUCCCUGUGCUGCUUCGAAACUGGAGAAUUAAUGACCAGUGUGGCGAAGCGCCACCUAAUGGAGAUGUGUGGUCAUAGUGGACUGUGAAGUCAUCAACUGAGAUACACAUAGGUGGUUUGUAUGUGUGUAUGUGGUCUCCGUGUUAUGCAAGAGUGAAAAAUGUUCUAGCUAGGUAUCCGUAGAUUGAGUAUUUAUGAGCCGCAGCGUCCUCAGCGGGGGAGUCGCUGCGAGAAGCGGUUUGGAGCGUGACGCCGAGGUCGGUGUGUUUUCGGCUGCAGACCGUAGGAAGCUCUGCAGACAGACCUGUACGUGUUAAACGGACUGUGCGCCAUGUUUCAGCAUGGAGCCACCCCUACCACUGUCACACAACGCUGCUCUCUCACCCGUCAAACACACACACACACACACACACACUGACACACACUUUCAUCUGUUUCCGUUGCUCUCUCCACUAAAACACGUCUAACGUCUAGGAAGCACUACAAGCACCGAGAGCAAACGUUUUUGAAGGCAGGCGAACGAGAAAAGACUGUUUUCGUUUUCAUUUUUUUCUCCUCCCCCAAUGUGUGCCGUUGUUGAUCAUGUUGAGUGUACAAGUAUAUGGUGAAAAGUAGCCAGCGCUAGUUGCUGUGUGCCAUUUUUAAAAGAGACAUUUGUUUUUUCGGGAGGGGGAAAAUCCACCUCCGAAACCCGGCCACAACUUCUCCCUUCCUGCGUGGCGCCAUCGACCCACAUUGUCCCACAUUGUCCCACAUUGUCCCACAUCAUCAAUCCAGUCAUCAUGCCUCUAGAUCUUCUUUAAUUUUGCAGUCCACUUUAAAAAGGUCCAUUUAAAAGAUUGUAUUUUUAUUAAUCUAUUUAAAAAAAAAAGAAUUGAGGUAGUGGUUGGUGCCUCCACAGUGGAACGACCCACACAAUUUUAUACACAUAGAUUAUGUUGUGCUUGAGUAGACACCAU
Molecule: messenger RNA, 5057 nt
Organism: Plectropomus leopardus (leopard coralgrouper)
Lineage: Eukaryota; Metazoa; Chordata; Actinopteri; Perciformes; Serranidae
Gene: zzz3
Product: zinc finger, ZZ-type containing 3
Molecular function (GO): zinc ion binding
Source: RefSeq, a predicted model, not a curated record